AUGCUGAUUGCGGUCAUCUUCACCCUUCUUUUCAGCGCCGUUUGGGUGGUUAGUGGUCAAGCUGGGCCUGGUGCACCAGUGGACCGAAGCCAGAGCCAGAGCCAGGGCCAAGGCGAGGUGCAGGCAGGAGAGAGCGUGUUCGGCUCUGGAUGUCGUUGGGAUCCAACGCAGAGCAACAUCGAGGAGGUGACGUUUACCUUUCGCACGGGCGAGGCGCCUCCCUCGACGUGGUUUGCAGACGUGCACAAUGCCAAUCAAGACGCCGAAGCGCAGGCCUCCAGGCUUCGACGCAGAGCCGAUCCGCCACCUCCACCACCUCAGCCGCAGCCGGCUCAAGGCGACAUCAAGGACGAAGGCAAGGUUGUUUCAUUGGAGGAACUGAGCCACGAGCCUGUGUUGGAUGCGUCCUACCACACGCGCUUGAUCGACGUGCUUACCUACCGUGCUCGAUACGGUACGUUUGGCAGCAGCCUCAACAGUGCCGGUUGCGCCCUUCCUGCUUUCAGCGAGCGACUGGCGCAUCUCGAGCGACAGGAACGCGAGAUUGUCAACAACUACACGCGAAUGCACAAGCACACUGCUGGACCCGACAACCGCCCCAACGCCAUGUUCUUCUGGGCUGGUCUGUCGAACUAUGACCCGAAUGUGCGUGCGGACCUCAUCCAGACCGUUGUCUUCUACGGCGAUGGAUGUGCGGCCAACCCGCGCGUGGGUCUAUGCGUCUACGCAGCCGAGUACAGCAACUUUCGCUACAACGCCGAGGACCACAUGUGCAUGGGCAGCGACAUGCCCGUCUUUUACCCGGUCGAUUCCCCCAUGACCGUCGUCUACCGCACGCAGAUGGGAUUCCGAACCCAGGAGUCGUGGAUCGACGACAAGAUGGUCAGCUACCUAAGGUCGGCAGGAGAUCAGGUCAUGAAUAGCUUUGUCAUUACGCAGGAGUGCAAGAACUGCACCUGGCCCGUCUCACCGCAGAUCUACUCGAACAUCGUGCUCAAGUUUACCACGCCAGAACCGCAUUUCGACCAGCUCGGGCUGUGCACCGGCGGCGCAAAGCUCAAAGCCCCGCCGAGAACGCUCGACGGCGGAAAGACCUGGGUGAUCGACGAGGUGUGGGUGCCUGCGGGAAAGCACCUUACCGUCAAGGGAGAGGCGAACCAGAACAUCGAUGCAGGCAACAAGGGCGACAAGAAGCAGCGUCAAGCGGGUCAGAAGGGUCAGCCCGAAAAGCAGGGUCAGCGCGGACAGCAGGGACAGCCCGGCCAGCAAGACCAACCCGGACAGCAUGGUCAACAGGGCCAGUCGGGCAAAGCCAAGCAGGGCCAACCUGGACAGCAGGGCAAGAAGCCCGGUCAAGGCGGCAACAAAGCCAGCGGCCAGCGCUAA
Molecule: messenger RNA, 1386 nt
Organism: Moesziomyces aphidis
Lineage: Eukaryota; Fungi; Basidiomycota; Ustilaginomycetes; Ustilaginales; Ustilaginaceae
Source: the annotation of a GenBank genome assembly